Molecule: messenger RNA, 1083 nt
Organism: Capsicum annuum
Lineage: Eukaryota; Viridiplantae; Streptophyta; Magnoliopsida; Solanales; Solanaceae
Exons: 6
Coding region: 161-721 (186 amino acids)
Source: RefSeq, a predicted model, not a curated record
UAAAAAAUUCCUUUUUAGCUUAAUAAAAUUGUUUAUAGUGAUAAAAUAUUUAAGAGACUGUUUGUUUCGAAAUUGUCAAUUAUAUGGAGCAUCUUUCGAAAUUUACACCUCAGUUCCAUUUGGAGUAUCCUCAAGUUUGAAUUGAUUAUCGGGUACGAGAAUGGAGGAGGGUGGUCCGAGUCGAAGUGGAGAAGAACCCGUAUCAUGGGAUGAGCUUUACAAUGUCAAUCUAAUGCCUUCCGAGAUUUUUCUCAAGUUCAGAAAAGAAAUACAGGGCUAUCGAGUUGGCGUUAACUUGGAGUUUUACAAUGCCCCAUACAACGAGUAUCUCACUAAGCUGGUCUUAAAGCCUUUAGCCCCUGAACGGAAAUGGAAGUUCAUAUAUGAGCCUUUGCAUCAUGAAGUACGCCUUCUUUCCAAGAAAAUCCCAGUGACAAAAUUUCUAAAUCUUCAGGUCGGAGUUGGGCAUAGCUUUCAGCUGCAUGCCACGGGUUGGAAAUGGAAGCUCACUUCUUGUUUCGGUGGAGAUGGUCUCUCCAGCAUCCGGAAUAAAACAUCACUUGGAUUAUGUCCUGGUGUGGAUUUCCGUUUUGGAUGGAAAGCAGAUUUUGAAUUUCCAGAAGUUACCGGGGCGUUAGGCACUGGUGAACCAUUGUUCAAUAUGAAUUCUGGACGAUUACAAGCGUCACUGGAUAGAGUGGAGGCCAUCUUUUCGCAAUAAGCACAAUCCAUAGCUGGACGUGGAAGUUGUUAUCGACAUUUCACAACAAAUUAUCGAGCUCCUAGAAAAUGUUGAAGAAUUGAAUGAGGGAGAGAUGUUGUGCAGCUGCAUGAGAGUACGAAUGGAAGGAGACAGAGGCGGAACCAGGAUUUUUUUCCAAAAAGUCUAUAAGCAAAUUAGUUUUGAGGUGAAGAAAUUUAAUGUAUAAAUGAAUUAGCAUAGCCACAUAAUGUUUUAAUUUUUUCCAUUCAAGAAUUUUUAUUGUAACUUUAAUAAAUUAUUCUUAUUUUAUAUAGUAAUUAAGAGUGUAUUGAUACAUAUAUUUCAUUUGUAUUAUGGAGAGGUUUUUGUUGUUUCCUAAA